AUGGAAGCCGUCGUUCCAGCGGAGAUAACUUCUGAACUCACUCAGAUUCUGUCCAAUCUCGUGCUGGGUGACAAUGACAUACGAUCUAGUGCCGAGAAAGCUGUCAACGAUCGUCUUGCACAUUCUCCAGAGCUUUAUUUGCUUGCUCUGGCCCAGUUUGCUAUAGCUGCAGACCAGGAAGUCAUGCGCUCCUUUUCACUCGUCCUUCUCCGACGUUUACUUUUCCGCACAGCCCCACCAUCCCAGUCCUCUCCGCAUCCCCCAGCCACAAGACUGACGCUGUACGACCACCUGUCUUCGCAAACCCUAACCACGCUAGAACGACUCCUCCUCCACUCCCUCUCCCAUGAACCGUCGACUCUCGUCAGGAAAAACAGCGUCGACACCAUCUGCGACCUUGCUAACCAAGGCAUGGCCCGCGGACGCCCUUGGCAUGCACUGCAAGCACAGACGUUUAGCAUGACACAGGCAACGGAGGCAGCUGGGCUGAGGGAGAGUGCGUAUCGGGUCUUUGCAGGAUGUCCGAAUCUGGUCAUGGACCUACAGACCGAUGCGGUGCUUGGUGUUUUCCAGAGAGGACUUCAGGAUGGGUAUAGCAUCGAGGUACGACAUGCAGCCCUCCUCGCAUCCGUAUCCUACCUCUCCUCAACGGACCCAGGCCAGCUCUCCCUCUCCCUCUCACUAAUGUAUCCAAUGCUCGACACUCUCCCAUCACUUGCCCAAAACCUCUCAUCCUCCUCUGCAAACUACCACCACCUAUCCACCUUUCUCUCAACACUAACACCCCUCUGCUCAACCCACCCACAGCUCUUCGCGCCCCACUUACCCGCACUACUAACCUUCCUACCCGCACUAAUACUUCCUGCCGUCGAUUGUGGACCUACACCCACCGUCGGGCGACCAUUCCCUAACGGGAACGGAGCACGUCAAGGGGCGUUUGUGUUCCCGCCCCCCGGGGAAAGUCCUCCUCCACCAUCGGAGGAUCAACAAGAGGACGACGAGCGGACUACCCUCCGUCUAUCUGCGUUGGAAUUCAUGAUCAGCUUGUCGGAAGCUAAACCGACGAUGGUGAAGAAGGUGGCGGGGUGGGUCGAUAUUAUCGUGCGCGCGUGUCUUGAAGGUAUGGGUGAGCUUGACGAAGAAGAUGCGGGGGGUUUGGAGGGAUGGUUAGCUGAGGAUCCCUCGAAUUCAUCAAGCUCCUCGGAAACCGAAGCUCCCCCGGCGCUAUACGAACAAUCUCUUGAUCGACUUGCGUGCGCUGCUGGUGGUAAGGCGGUUCUACCACCUGCCUUUCAGUACAUCCCAUCCAUGCUUGCGAGCUUCGACUGGCGGGUACGCCACGCAGGGUUGAUGGCUAUCGCAGCCAUCGGAGAAGGAACCGGAAAGGUCAUGCAAAACGAACUUGGAAAAAUCGUCGACCUCGUCACGCCCAUGUUCGCAGACUCCCAUCCGCGCGUUCGGUACGCUGCUUGUCAGUGUGUCGGCCAACUCUGUACAGAUUUAGAGGAAAUCAUCCAAGAGAAAUAUCAUCAACAGUUAUUCGCAGUGUUAAUUCCUGCGCUUGAGGAUCCAGAGCCUCGAGUCCACUCACACGCCUCCGCCGCCCUGAUCAACUUCUGUGAAGGCGUCGAACGGGACACCCUCCUCCCCUACCUCGACCCCAUCGUCGAGCGGCUCUUAAAACUUCUCAAAGGGCCAGAAGGCGGUGAAAACACCGUACGCACUUAUGUGCAGGAACAGGUGAUCACGACGUUGGCGAUGGUGGCUGAUGCUAGUGAGAUUACGUUUGCAAAGCAUUAUCCGGAUAUUAUGCCGUUGCUGUUGAAUGUUCUCCGGAAUGCUGAUGGGGUUGAGUAUAGGAAGUUGAGAGUUAAGGCGAUGGAGUGUGCUGGGUUGAUUGCCAUUGCGGUUGGGAAGGACGUGUUCAGGCCCGAUUCGAAUACGCUCGUCGAGCUUUUGAUGAGGAUACAAAAAAGUCCAAUCGACCCAGCCGACACCCAACUAGCACACUACCUCAUCUCAACAUGGGCCAAAGUAUGCCAAGCCAUGGGCCCCGAAUUCGAGCCCUACCUCCCAGUCGUCAUGCCCUCGCUCCUAACAACCGCGAGCGCCAAAGCCGACAUAUCAGUAUACGAUGAAGACAAGGAGAAACAGCAAGAAGAGCGCGAAGGUUGGGAAACGAUCGAGAUGGACGGACAGACGUUGGGGAUUAGGACUUCGGCGAUUGAGGAAAAGUGUCAGGCGUUUGAGACGCUUGUGAUUUAUUGCUCGACGCUUGGGGCGAGGUUUGCACCGUAUUUGGCGCAGAGCUUCGAGGUUACGUUGCCUUCGUUGAGGUUUUAUUUCCAUGAUGGGGUCAGGGAAGCGUGUGCGCUCGUCAUCCCAAUGCUCCUGGUCUGCGGAAAAAACAGCGGAACGCUCACUAACCAAAUGGUCUCUGCGACAUUCCACCAAUUAAUAACCUGCAUCUCAACCGAACACGAUGCCUCCUUCCUCGCCUCGCUCUACAAAUGCUUCACCGACUCCAUGCAGGUCAUCGGCGGGCCCUCGGCACUCGCGCACGAGUAUACGAAUGGUGUUAUGGACGCUACCAAGCGGCAGCUGCAAACUUUCGCCGAGCGGCGAAAGACGAGGGCAAAUAGGGCUGCGGCGGAUUUGGAGGAGAAGGAGGAUAUGGCGCUCCUUGAGGAGAUUGAGGAUUUCGCGUUGGAGGAUAUGGGGAAAAUGUUGGCUGCGUUUGAUGAUAAUCAUCCGUUGUUGGUUGCCGUUUCGGGGGUUAGGGAUUUAGGGUUUAAUACUUGGGAUAGCGAUGAGGAGGGUGAUGAGGAGGGGUGA
This is a messenger RNA of Laccaria bicolor S238N-H82, 2835 nucleotides long. RefSeq lists its product as uncharacterized. The coding region runs from base 1 to 2835 and encodes 944 amino acids. Gene Ontology annotation, cellular component: nucleus; cytoplasm. Gene Ontology annotation, molecular function: nuclear import signal receptor activity. NCBI's taxonomy places the organism in Eukaryota, Fungi, Basidiomycota, Agaricomycetes, Agaricales, Hydnangiaceae. The record is from RefSeq and is a predicted model, not a curated record. The transcript is spliced from 16 exons. Gene Ontology annotation, biological process: protein import into nucleus.